Molecule: messenger RNA, 660 nt
Organism: Penicillium cataractarum
Lineage: Eukaryota; Fungi; Ascomycota; Eurotiomycetes; Eurotiales; Aspergillaceae
Exons: 1
Coding region: 1-660 (219 amino acids)
Source: RefSeq, a predicted model, not a curated record
AUGCAGGGGUCUUCCAACGCGAUUGGGACAAUCAGUCAAGAGAUAACCUCAGCGACAGCAACGGCAACUGUAGUGAACGAAAACGGCUAUAGUGACAGCAACAGCGCCUCGACAUCUUCAUCCACAGUCGGUGUAUCUCCUCUCAACUCCAAUACUAGCAGUUCCAGCAGUGGCUCGUCACAAGGAUCCGGAUUGAGUACAGGGGCUAAGGCAGGCAUUGGCGCCGGCGUCGGGGUUGGUGUCCUGGUCGUCAUCGUUAUGGUUAUCGUGCUCGUCAGGAAAAAGCGAACCCCAAAUCAAACUCGACAGCAGCCUCUGCCGCAGAACAUACCAGAGGAAUCUGAUCACGGCGACCAAAUAACAUCAUUGGUGAAAGAUAAGAACGAACUCGACGCAAACCAGAAUGCCUAUGGAUAUAAGAGCGAGCUUGACGGGAACCAGCAACACUAUCAGCAAUCUGGUCAAAAACACAACGUCCCAGAACUUGAAGCUCGCCACACGCCUCUAGCAGAGGCGGAUUCUGCGGCUCUGUCAAGGCCCUGGAAUGAGCUUGAUGCAGACCCAGCGGCUACACUGUCGAGACCCUGGAACGAGCUCCAUGCGGAUCCGGUGUACUAUCACCAGUUGCCAACUGGAGAGAAUACUUCAGAAUUGCCAUAG